Leptonychotes weddellii (Weddell seal) is the source of this 1194-nucleotide messenger RNA. RefSeq names its product gamma-glutamylamine cyclotransferase (gene GGACT). NCBI's taxonomy places the organism in Eukaryota, Metazoa, Chordata, Mammalia, Carnivora, Phocidae. Gene Ontology annotation, molecular function: gamma-glutamylaminecyclotransferase activity. Gene Ontology annotation, cellular component: cytosol. The record is from RefSeq and is a predicted model, not a curated record.
CAGCCAGCAGGGAGCGCGGGCCUCCCGGGCAGGACGAGCUGGACUGUGGGUGCGCAGCCCCCCGCAGCAGCUUGCUAUUAGGACCUCCUUUUACAGCCGAGGCGGAGAGGUUAAGUGGUUUGCCUCAAGUCACAACCCAGGCAAUUGGGUUCUAAAGUCUGCGCUUUAAACCACCAUGCGAGCCUGGAAGCUUCCUGGCCCUCAUGGCCCGCGUGUUCGUGUACGGGACCCUGAAGAGAGGCCAGCCCAACCACCAGGUCCUGCUGGACCCCACCAACGGCUGCGCCGCCUUCCGCGGCCGAGGCCGCACGCUGGAGCCCUACCCCUUGGUGAUCGCCGGUGAACGUAACAUCCCGCGUCUGCUCAACCUCCCGGGGCAAGGGCGGCUUGUGCUCGGCGAGAUCUACGCCGUGGACGAGCGGAUGCUGAGCUUCCUCGACGAGUUUGAGGGCUGCCCGGACGUGUACCAGCGCACCCCGGUGCGGGUCGCGGUCCUCGAGUGGGAAGGCGCGCGCGGGGCGCCCGAGGAGACACCGGCCGCCGACGGGACCCUGCAGUGCUUCGUGUACAGCACGGUCACCUACGCACCCGAGUGGGUCCGCCUGCCGCACCACGACGACUACGACUUCCAGGGUGAGCACGGGCUUCGCUACAAUCCGCGGGAGAACAGAUGACAAGCGCGAGGACCAAUCCUCCGCUGGUCCGCCAGGGGCCGGGGGACAGAGCCCCGAUGAUGAGACGCCCUCAGCCCGUCUGCACUCAGUGCACCCGUGUAAUAAUGUCCUCUGAAACACUUAUAAAACUCAAUCUGUGGGAAAAGGAACAAUCUCUUUUUCAGCUGCAGCCGAUUUUCCCAAUAUUUUGACACACUGAUCACAAAAUUAUGCCUGAAGUCUGUCUAGCCGACAGCGCUUUGUUGCUUGCUGCUUCCAGAAUGCCACGGGCUUGAAUAGAUCAGAUAAGGAAAAUUCAGGAUCCUAAUUCCCCUAAAUGACAUUUCAAGAACUCAUAUGUCACUUUUUUUUUUUUUUUGCUUUGCUUUGAUCUGAAGAUAACAUUUAAAAUGUAGACUUCGUGUAGCAGCUAGAUUUUAGCAACCCUACUGUAUUGAUUCUAACUUGUGGCAGCAAGAAGAAUAAUUUUUUAAACUGAUUUGGGUUAUCUCAGUGUAAUAAAAGAACCUCAAGAAAAACA